Molecule: messenger RNA, 174 nt
Organism: Saprolegnia parasitica CBS 223.65
Lineage: Eukaryota; Oomycota; Saprolegniomycetes; Saprolegniales; Saprolegniaceae
Exons: 1
Source: RefSeq, a predicted model, not a curated record
GUCCAUUCGGACCACGGGCUCGACGCCGACCUCAACGACCAUGGCGGCAACGGGCCCAACGCCGACCUCAAUGACCAUAGCGACGACGGGCUCGACGCCGACCUCAAUGACCAUGGCGACGACGGGCUCGACGAAGAGGAUUUUACUUUCGAAUACGAAGCCGCGCUCUUUCAC